Linum tenue is the source of this 3302-nucleotide messenger RNA. Lineage: Eukaryota; Viridiplantae; Streptophyta; Magnoliopsida; Malpighiales; Linaceae. The record is from the annotation of a GenBank genome assembly.
AUGCCCCGCCGGAGCUCCCAAAUGCACCGUUCUUUCUCGUCCCUCUCGCCGCCGACCGCAGCUCUUCUGGCGGAAAGAGCUCUGCUCCUCCUCAAACGCCACCCGUACCACCUGAACUCCCUCGCGCCCGAAUUCACACCCGAAGCAGCUUCCCAUUUGCUCCUCAAAUCUCAGGACGACCAAUCCCUAACCCUAAAAUUCCUCGACUGGGCGCGGCCUCACCAGUUCUUCAACCUCCGCUGCAAGUGCCUGGCCGUCCACAUCCUCACCAGGUUCAAGCUCUACAAAACCGCCCAGACCCUCGCACAGGACAUCGCCGUCACUACCACCGCGGACGACUCCGGCGGCGGAUUCGUGUUCCAGUGCCUCAAGGACACCUACUUCAUCUGCAAUUCCAGCUCCGCGGUGAUCGACCUGGUGGUGAAGUCCUACUCCCAUUUGAAUUUGAUCGAUCAGGCUCUCAACAUUGUGAAUUUAGCCAAGGAGAAUGGGUUUAUGCCGGGUGUUCUGUCUUACAAUGCGAUUUUGGAUUCCUUGAUUAGGUCUAGGAAGCCGUUUAGGUUGGUUGAGGAGGUUUAUAGGGAAAUGGUAGCUAGCAGGGUGUCUUUGAAUGUGUAUAGUUAUAAUAUCUUGAUUAGGGGGUUUUGCAGGGUGGGGAAUUUGGAAAUGGGGUUGAGACUUUUUGAGGAGAUGGAGAAGUAUGGAUGCUUGCCUAAUGUGGUUACCUAUAAUACGGUGAUUGAUACUUAUUGUAAGUUGAAGAGAAUGGAUCAAGCGUUUGGAUUGAUGAGAUCGAUGGCUUCGAAGGGAUUGGAGCCUAAUCUGUUUACUUAUAACAUGGUCGUGAAUGGUUUGUGUAGAGAGGGAAGGAUGAAGGAGACUGAAGAGGUUCUUUUUGAGAUGAAAGAGAAGGGCUUUGUGGCUGAUGAGGUUACUUAUAACACAUUGGUGAAUGGUCACUGCAAGGAAGGUAAUUUUCACCAAGCUCUCGUGCUCCAUGGGGAGAUGAUGAGGAAUGGGUUGUCGCCUAAUGUUAUUACCUACACGUCUUUGAUUAAUAGUAUGUGUCAAUCUGGGAAUCUGAACCGAGCAAAGGAUUUCUUUGAUCAGAUGCAUGUUAGAGGACUUUCUCCCAAUGAGAGAACCUACACAACAAUGAUAAAUGGGUUCUCACAACAGGGGUACAUGAAUGAGGCUCAUCAACUGUUGGAUGAAAUGAAAGCUAAUGGGUUCUCUCCUUCCAUUGUGACGUUCAAUGCUUUGAUAAAUGGAUAUUGUGUUUUGGGGCAGAUGGAGGAUGCCAAGAUGGUGUUUCAUGAAAUGGAAAGGAAAGGUUUUGAGCCAGAUGUAGUCAGUUACAGUACUAUCAUAACUGGAUUUUGCAGAGCUCAAGAGUUGGACAAGGCAUUUCAUAUGAAGAUGGAAAUGGUUGAGAAAGGUGUUGCUCUAGAUGCUAUAACAUACUCAGCAAUCAUUCAGGGUCUUUGUGAACAAAGGAAGUUGAUCGAGGCAUGUGAUCUGUUUCAAGAGAUGCUGAUUAUGAGAGUACCUCCAGAUCAGGUUACUUAUACAACCUUGAUUGAUGCCUUCUGUAAAGAAGGAGAGUUGAACAAGGCCCUUGAAUUGCAUGAUGAAAUGACACGAAAGGGUUUUCUGCCUGAUGCUGUUACCUAUAGUGUACUUAUUAACGGACUAAAUAAACAGGCUCGAACUAGGGAAGCAAAGAGUCUAUUACUCAAGCUUUGCUACGAUAAAGCCAUUCCGGAUGAUGUCAUGUAUGAUGUUCUCAUAGAGAACUGCAGCAACAUGGAAUUCAGGAGUGUGGCAGCUCUUAUAAAGGGGUUUUGUAUAAAGGGCUUGAUGGGAGAAGCAGAUCGAGUUUUUGAAUCAAUGAUUGGAAGAAACCACAAGCCAGAUGAGGCUGUGUUUAACGUCAUAAUACAUGGUCAUUGUAGAUGGGGGAAUGUAAAGAAGGCGUAUAAACUAUACACAGAAAUGAUUCAGUUGGAUUACAUUCCUCAUACCAUGACCAUCAUUAGUCUGGUUAAGGCCCUCUCCAGCGAAGGGAUGAAUGAGCAGUUAAACCUAGUCGUCGGCCACAUAUUGAGGAGCUGCAAGCUUAAUGAUGCAGAGGCUUCUAAAGUACUUGUGCAAAUCAACAACAAUGAAGGGAGUAUGGAUGUCGUUUUCAGUUUGCUUGACAAGAUGGCGAAGGAUGGUCUUCUUCCAAAUAGUGGGGUCUCUCGUCGCUUUCAGUACUGGGUCAGCCAAGGGAACAAAUGGUGCGAUUUCUGCAAAAUCUUCCUCUCCAACAACCCUUCCAGCAUAAGGAACCACGAGCUGGGGCAGCGCCACAAGGACAGCGUCGCGCAGCGGCUGACUACUAUGCGGCAGGAGAAGGUUGCCAAGGAGAAGGCUGUCAAUGAAGCGGCUCGCGCUCUCGAGCAAAUUGAAGCUAAAGCUAAACGUAGCUAUCAAAAGGAUGUGGCAACCUUGAAGGAGGCUGGUGAUGCCCGUGCACUGGAUAUCCUAGGAGAUAGUAAGGAAAAAUGGGACUUCGACAGUACUUCAGGCUACUACUACAAUAACGAUAAUGGUUUGCAUUACGAUCCAAAUUCCGGCUUCUAUUACUCUGAUGCUAUAGGCAAGUGGGUAACAGACCAGGAGGCGUAUGCUGCAGUUAAGGCUUCAGCAAACGGCAAGCACCAGAAGCCUUCAGUCUCGGUGCCAAUUUCUGCGAAACCGAAAACCAGUCCAGUCACAAGUGGCCCGCCACCCGGUCCAGUUGUUUCGGCAUCCCUAAACCCCACGAGAUCUGUCAAAGGCAAAACUUCAGCAGUCACUGUCAACAAGAGAAAGCGAGAAGAAGAUAAAAAACCGAAGGUUUUAUCUCAAGAAGACAAAGCUGCGCUUAGAGCAAGGGAGGCUGCUAAAAAGAGGGUCGAGGAUAGAGAGAAAGGAUUCCAUGGACUCUACGGCGGCAAGCGGUGAUUCGAGCUCUGCCUGACAAUAUCAUCUCAAGAACAUUUAGGGUAUGCAUUCAGUCUUAACUGCCUUGCGUUCUUCUUUGUAAUGCAUCCAUUUCCCUGAUCUUGCAGUCUGUACUUGUACAAAAAUAGAAGAGUUGCGUCACUUGAAUUGAAUCUUCCAACUGUCCAUCGUUUGCUGCAAUGAUCGUGCUUUGAUUGUCUUCUUUUGACAAAUAGCAAGUCCAACGAUAACGGCUUAGAGCGACUUUCUAUAGCAUUGGUGUGAUGAUAUCGAGAAUCUGAAUUCAAUCUUGGUGUAGGCUUCUGAGUUCC